Molecule: messenger RNA, 630 nt
Organism: Pleuronectes platessa (European plaice)
Lineage: Eukaryota; Metazoa; Chordata; Actinopteri; Pleuronectiformes; Pleuronectidae
Product: prolactin
Exons: 5
Coding region: 1-630 (209 amino acids)
Biological process (GO): positive regulation of receptor signaling pathway via JAK-STAT; positive regulation of cell population proliferation; response to nutrient levels
Cellular component (GO): extracellular region
Molecular function (GO): hormone activity
Source: RefSeq, a predicted model, not a curated record
AUGACUCACAGAAGAACCAGACUCUUCAUCAUGGUGGUGUCCUACGUGAUGACAUCAUGCGGCGCCGUCCCCAUCAACGACCUGUUGGACCGAGCGUCACAGCGUUCAGACAAACUGCACUCGCUCAGCACCACACUGAGCCAGGAGCUGGACUCUCACUUCCCUCCGAUUGGUCGGCUGAUCUCGCCCCGCCCCUUGAUGUGCCACACCUCCGCUCUGCAGACGCCCACCGACAAGACACAAGCUCUUCAAGUAUCAGAGUCCGAGCUGCUGUCCCUGGCUCGCUCUCUGCUCCAGGCCUGGGACGACCCCCUGUCCGUCCUGUCCUCCUCGGCCGUCUCUCUGCCGCACCCGGCUCAGAGCAGCAUCUUCAACAAGGUGCGCGAGCUGCAGGAGCAUUCCAAGAACCUGUGGGACGGCCUGGACGUCCUCUCUGGGAAGAUGGGUGCAGCGGAUCAGACCCUCUCCUUCCUGCCCUACAUUGGCAACGACCUCGGCCAGGACAGGAUUUCCAGACUGAUCGACUUCCACUUCCUGUUGUCGUGCUUCCGACGGGACUCGCACAAGAUCGACAGCUUCCUGAAGGUCCUGCGCUGCCGGGCCACGAACACGCAGCCUGAGACGUGCUGA